Molecule: messenger RNA, 1167 nt
Organism: Xenopus laevis (African clawed frog)
Lineage: Eukaryota; Metazoa; Chordata; Amphibia; Anura; Pipidae
Gene: dut.L
Product: deoxyuridine triphosphatase L homeolog
Exons: 7
Coding region: 157-783 (208 amino acids)
Biological process (GO): pyrimidine deoxyribonucleotide biosynthetic process; dUMP biosynthetic process; pyrimidine deoxyribonucleoside monophosphate biosynthetic process
Cellular component (GO): cytoplasm
Molecular function (GO): dUTP diphosphatase activity; magnesium ion binding
Source: RefSeq, a predicted model, not a curated record
AAAAAUCGCCACGCUACACGUGCCAACUUUUUCUGUCCCUCUUUUUAUUUCCAAAAUGUUGGGCGCAAAUGUCUGCUGUACUAGAGUUAUCAACACCCCUCUAAGGCUUUUUGCAGCCGAACACUAGAGGACAAUGAGGCGCGGUAUCAGCAAGCCAUGGCCGCUCUGAACAGUAACAUCCGCUGCGUCAGAAACAGCCUCAGCACCCGUGUACGCGCACUCAGCGGCAAAAUUAUGUGGCGCCCAGGCCUGCCGCCUCCUCACACACGCACGCCUGCUACGCAAGUCAUGCCGGCAACUACAGUGACCACGUCACCAGCCAAGCGAUCAAAAGAUGAGCUGACGUAUCCCUCGGCCCCCGUGCUGAAGUUUGCAAAACUGAGUGAUAAUGCCUACGCGCCCACUAGAGGGUCAACGCGGGCGGCGGGAUACGACCUAUACAGUGCAUACCAUUAUGUUAUUCCUGCUCUGGAGAAAAUGGUGGUGAAAACAGAUAUCCAGAUUAGUGUACCUCCAGGAUGCUAUGGAAGAGUUGCUCCACGUUCUGGAUUAGCUGCCAAGUAUUUCAUUGACGUUGGAGCUGGCGUCAUUGAUGAGGACUACAGAGGCAAUGUUGGUGUUGUGUUAUUUAAUUUUGGAAAAGAUGCUUUUGAAGUGAAAAAAGGUGAUAGAGUGGCACAGUUGAUAUGUGAGAGAAUACUAUACCCUGAACUUGAAGAGGUCAAAGCUUUAGAUGAUACAGAUCGUGGUGCUGGUGGAUUUGGCUCUACUGGUCAGAAUUAAAUUAUUUCUGUGCCCUUGGAGUUUGUUCUCUUAUGGAUCAUACACUGUUUAGCUUCUAGUUAAGGUGCUAUUUAAUAGAACUGGAAUUCAGUUACUGUUUAGUGGAGGCCUUAGUCUGUCUAUGUUUAUGGAAUGAAUUUUUGAAAAUCAUUAUUUUUUUUUUUUAAUGAUUUUGUAAAUGUUGCUGUAAAAUACCCAUUGACUAUGACUGAUAGAGUGGUUGUAAAGAUGUUAUAAUAUGUACUGAGUACUGCAUUAUAAGCUUGAAAUCUCAUUUACACAACUAAGAAGCAUUUUGCCAGAAAAAAAAAGAAUAAAACGCAUGAGAAAACAGCUUCUGAAUGCAUACAUUAUUUGGCUUAAGAUUAAAAAAUUUUAAAUUGA